Molecule: messenger RNA, 2182 nt
Organism: Orbicella faveolata
Lineage: Eukaryota; Metazoa; Cnidaria; Anthozoa; Scleractinia; Merulinidae
Biological process (GO): protein phosphorylation; cell surface receptor protein tyrosine kinase signaling pathway; transmembrane transport
Cellular component (GO): plasma membrane; signaling receptor complex; ATP-binding cassette (ABC) transporter complex
Molecular function (GO): transmembrane transporter activity; ATP binding; transmembrane receptor protein tyrosine kinase activity
Source: RefSeq, a predicted model, not a curated record
UGGAGGAUAUUCCGCUGUAGUGUUAGACUAUGGUUUACCCGAUCUUUGCAGCAAAUCAGAAGCGAAUUAGAAUUACGAAUGCAGUGCAUCUUUCGCCAAUUACGGGUAGAUCGAAGAACGUACAGCACUUCAACAGCCAAUCACAACACAGACCUUCAUGAGCCAUGCCAAUUAUUGCAUGGUCGAUUCAGAUAUCCGUCUUCAUUAUCGUAUAGCGAAGACAUAUUUCCUGACGAUUACGCUACUACGACUGUUUCGUGGCCAGAAUAGUUAAGGUAAAUUUGAACUCAGUGAACAGGACGGACCAAAAUAUAUUUCGCUAAAGCUUUGUUUAACAUACCUGUCUUAUACUAUGAACAGAACUCCAGGUGUUCCUCAAGUCAUGAUUGACACAGAGGUCUGGGUACCAUUUGACCGUGAAGAGCCUGUGAAGAGUCAAAAGAUGGUUGACGUCGGAUCAUUAGGAAUCACGGGAAGACAAGGUUGGUAUACAACCGCUGAUUUUGCAGACCGUGUGUGGACUGUUCAUCAUCAGCCUGCUGACCACUGGAGAGCCCUACAGUUGCCUGUAGUACUGCAGCAACUGUCCCUUGCCUCGAAAUUGGUCACGUGUCAAGCCUGCAUAGAACACGAGUUUAACCCUCCGCAGUGUUCUCAACAAAACCAUACCGGAGCGAGAUGUGUUGCUUUGCUGGCUGGACAUAAAGAUAACGCCAGCGAGGUUUUGGUCGAGGGCCAGAUUACAAGUCUUCAUUUGAACGUGUCUAUGACAUGGCUCGGGAAGAGCCUGGACGCCAAGGUUUUAGAGAACGAAGCAAAGGGGAAACCAUUGCUAUUUUACGCCUGGGACCCAGACCCUUUAACAACUUCGGACAAGUUCAGGAGGAUUACCUUCCCUGACUGCAGUUUUCCUUGGAAUGAUAUGAUGAAAAAUCUCACGAGUGAAACCUGUAGAGGGUGCGAUUUUCCCAUGUACGAUCUGCGUAAGUUUGUGUGGAAAGAAAUACAGAACCGCUACAAAGAUAUCUACGGACUGGUAAGGGCCAUCACUCUUACAAGAGAACACAUCGCUGAUAUACUUCAACAAAUCAACAUAACUCGAAACAAUACGUCGAUAAACGAUUCCGUCUGCCAUUGGCUAAAUAAGUCACGUGACGUUUGGUUGCCAUGGAUACAAGCAGAAACUAGCGUCAAGAGAACUGUGCUAAUUGGAGGGAUGUUUCCAAGCCUCGUGGAACCCAAAGCAAUUUGGUCAAGUCCUGGAGUUGAAGUCGGAGCCCAAUUGGCUGUAAAGGAGAUUAACAAAGAUAUAAAUAUUUUGAAUCGUUGCAGGCUUGAGUUGCUCGUUGCUCCAACUCAGUGUAGAAGGGAACUCGUUAUUCCAGCUUAUGUGAGAUAUCUUAAUCGUGACGAGUCACAAAAGGUAAUUGGUAUUGUAGGUCCUGCAUGCAGCAAAGCCACACUUCCAAUCGCCGAAGUGUCGCGAUUCCACAACACGAUUCUAAUGGGUUACGGAGCUGAUGACGUGUCGCUGUCUGAUAGGACGCGAUUUCCGCUGUUUUUCCGAACGAAUCCGAGCAUCGACGAGUUUAAGUUAGCAUAUUUGUCGGUCUUUCGCGCGUUUAAAUGGAAACACUGCGCGAUUUUGCGCGAAGCAAAGUACCCAGUUAACACAGUCAGAUCUCGCACCGAAUUUCUGACUAAACAUGGAAUUCAAGUGCUGUCACGUGAGAUGCCGUCCGAUGGGGACCUGGAUGCUAAAACGUACGUCAAUAGUGUCGCAGAGAGUAAAGUGACAGUGAUUAUUCUGGAUGCUUACCCAGCAGCCACCAGGGCAGUCACUUGCCAAGCUUACAAAGAGGAACUUACCCCUGAUAAAGGUUACGUGUGGUUCUUACUGGACUGGCUUGACGCUGAUUGGUGGAAUGUGGAUUUCUAUAAUAGCAACAAGCACGCGGCACCGGAAACCGUUCCUUGUUCCACCGCUGAACUGAAGUCGUUCGCCGAGCAAGGCUACUUCACUCUGUCAUCUCCUUUCUUCGGAGAUGACGGACAAAGCGUCUUGGGAGGAGGAACUGUCCAGGAGUGGAAGGAGAUUUACCUGUCAACUGUAAAAAAGGAGGUGAGUNAGUUUCUUUGCCAAUUUCAACGCUAUUACAUUUUCAACGUUGUGACAGUUUAA